AUGAAUCAAGUUUUAGACUUUCCCUUCAAUGUAUUUGGUUUUAUUGAUAAUUUUCGCAUGGCAUUGAACAAAGAUUAUGAAGUUGAAAUUUCUGACGAUUCAGAAGCAACAGCAAGUGAAGAAUUUUCCUGUUUCCAAGACAAGCCAGCUACUAAUAUCAAAGAAAAAAAUGUUCAUCAAAGUCAAAAAGACGUUGAGGAAGACAAUGUACCACAUUCUGAAAACGAAUGUACCCCAAAUGUACCUCAUUUGGACUUUCAAAAAUCCCAUUUGAAAAAUGAAAAAUGGCUGCUCUGA
Messenger RNA from Rotaria socialis, 297 nucleotides. The record is from the annotation of a GenBank genome assembly. NCBI's taxonomy places the organism in Eukaryota, Metazoa, Rotifera, Eurotatoria, Philodinida, Philodinidae.